GGUCGCGUGCGACUGGUGUUCUUCCUUUUUUCAUUUUUUUUUUGAAAAAAUUCGAAUUGAUUAAAUUACUUACUGAAUCGUAUUCAUGCUGAUUUUGAUUCGCCAUUGUGAUUCGAUUUGAAAUUUUAGCUUGUUUUAGUUUAGAGUGUGUUUUCAGACAAUUUUUAAAGAUAUUAAAGUAUUUGAGUUAAAAAAUUCACACAACAGUAAUCUUAAAAAUUCAUUAUAUAAAAAUUAGUAAAAUAGUAGUGAUAAAAUAAAAAUUGUGGCGAUGUUUAAUAAUGGCACCUAACAAAAGCCUAGUGGCCCGGCAUCCAAUAAAAAGAAUUUUGCCAAUUUGUGUUGCCUUCCUACUUCCGAAUCAUAUAAAACCAACUACAAUACCUUAUUUCACCCAAUUCUUUCUCCAAUAUUCAGUACGUAAUUCUUACUCUUCAGUUUUCUGGAUUCCCCUCUGCGCCAAUAUGAGUUUCGAGCAGCAAGUCAAGGAAAGAGCACAAGAGUUGAAGAAUUUCUUCAAGAAAGGUGCCAAUAUUGUUGGUUCAUACAGUAUGAAAGGAUGGGAUAAGAUAAAAUUGAAUCUGCAUAUGAUAUUCUCUGCCGCAAUAGCGAUUGUUACGGGGUGGGUUUCGCCAUUUCGGGUUUGGAUGGUUAACUUUGAAACUGGUUGGAGCCUUUGAGCAGGAGGGAUCUGAUUUCUGAGAAGCUUUGAUAUGCCUGAUUGGGAUGAGUAUCUCCGUAUCUACUUUAAUAAGCAUAGCAUGGGAAGAAGACGGAUAACCUUUAACCUAAACAUUAGAUAUUAUUCAAGGAUGGUGAGCCCAUGCUAAUACCAUCAACUAGACUUAUUCAAUGGGCUAGACAAGAAUUGGGAUGGGCUCAAGGAUGAUGUUUGUUACAAACUAGUAAGUUACCAUUGUUGAAGAUGAUGAACAUUAGCAAACGUCGACUCGGCGUUGGUGUGGCCAAGGAUGAAGACGACUCGGCUUUGAAUGAAGCAAAUGAUAGAUUCUUCCACAAACUUUAGCCAAGUCGGCUUUCGUAGAAGAGGUCGCGUUUUGUCCUAUGUAUAACGCUGACUCGGCGUUUUGGUGAAGAAUGAGGCAGCCGACUCGGCUGCGGUUUCUUUUUACGAGAGCAUUUCUUUCAUGCUAUUUUGGGCCGGUUACUUUGUUUUUAUUAUGUAAUAACUUCCUUUUAUUGGGCAUUAGCAUAUAAACUCCCAUUUUUAGGGUAAGGGCAAAUUGAGAGAGAGAUUACAAGAGAGCCAUUACUAUUUGUGAGUAUGAUUCAUCUUGUAAAUUCUUUGCGAUCAUAGUGAAAUUAUUUGAUCUCGA
Messenger RNA from Amaranthus tricolor (Joseph's coat), 1337 nucleotides. RefSeq lists its product as uncharacterized. Bases 282 to 680 code for a protein of 132 amino acids. Lineage: Eukaryota; Viridiplantae; Streptophyta; Magnoliopsida; Caryophyllales; Amaranthaceae. The transcript is spliced from 2 exons. The record is from RefSeq and is a predicted model, not a curated record.